Molecule: messenger RNA, 1002 nt
Organism: Pichia kudriavzevii
Lineage: Eukaryota; Fungi; Ascomycota; Pichiomycetes; Pichiales; Pichiaceae
Exons: 1
Coding region: 1-1002 (333 amino acids)
Biological process (GO): Golgi to plasma membrane protein transport; retrograde vesicle-mediated transport, Golgi to endoplasmic reticulum; Golgi vesicle budding
Cellular component (GO): cytosol; Golgi cisterna; trans-Golgi network
Molecular function (GO): phosphatidylinositol-4-phosphate binding
Source: RefSeq, a predicted model, not a curated record
AUGUCAUCUGGAUUGGCAAGACGUAGAGGGGCUGGCAAAAAAAACAUAGGUGAAGACGGCGAGGACGGCAAUGGUAAGGACAUCAUCAACACAGGCAGCUUGAAUGGCAGCAACAAUGAUAAGACGAAUUCGGUGCCGACUGUCGAAAGAACACCUCCAUACUUGACAAUGCUCGAGGAGGUGUUGCUUGUUGGGUUGAAGGACAAGGAAGGAUACCUAUCGUUUUGGAACGACAACAUAUCAUAUGCUCUCAGAGGGUUGAUUUUGGUGGAGCUAACAUUAAGGAAUCGAAUCAGAAUGAUCAAUGAUCCAGCCAGGAAACGGUUUGAGUUGCCCGACAGAUUAGUCGAGGUUGUUGACACGACGUUGACGGGGGAGACCAUUUUGGACGAAGCCUUAAAACUGAUGAAGAACGAGGAGGAACAUCUCAGCGUUUUGAACUGGAUCGAUUUGCUCAGUGGAGAAACUUGGAAUUUAAUGAAGAUCAGCUACCAAUUGAAACAGGUCAGGGAGAGGUUGGCAAAAGGCCUAGUAGACAAGGGAGUCUUGAGGACCGAGCACAAGAAUUUCUUGCUCUUUGACAUGGCCACACAUCCAAUCAACGACCCAUUACCGAAGAAGAAGAUCACCGCCAAGAUACUGAACCUCUUGACCAGUAGAAAUGUGGUUCUAGAGCAUGAUGACAAGUAUUAUCCUUCCACUCUGGAUUGGCAGUAUUUGAGGAGCGUUGUAUUAGUCUGCGGGUGUUCUGCAGCAAAUGUUUUAGAAAACGUUUUGGUUGAUGUCAAUUUUGAUACCAGGGACAAUGGGUUCCUUAGGGCGGAAGAAUUGUUGGAAAACUUCGGAGACUACCCUUUUGUUGACAAGAGUAAGCUGAAUUUAGGUACCAAUUUACAGAGUGAGAUCGACAAAGAAGUUGACCAACACCCUGGGUUUGAGAUGAAUUUGGAAAUUGUUGCUGCUGUUGUUAAUGUUUUCAGCAAAAUGGAUUCGGUUCUUUGA